Messenger RNA from Zingiber officinale, 1617 nucleotides. RefSeq names its product protein ENHANCED DISEASE RESISTANCE 2-like. The transcript has 4 exons. Lineage: Eukaryota; Viridiplantae; Streptophyta; Magnoliopsida; Zingiberales; Zingiberaceae. The coding region runs from base 227 to 1174 and encodes 315 amino acids. The record is from RefSeq and is a predicted model, not a curated record.
UCCGUCAAAUCUUCCCCCACUGCCAGUUGGAUUCCAAGCAUAUUCCGUCUCCGGCCGUUUGAUCACGGAAAUUUGCGCAAUCGAGUGAUUCAUCGCCCUUCUUCUGUGCGAUUUGUGCCCGCAAGCCCUUCUCCUCUCGUCUCGACGAACGCAGCGAGCUGCGAGAGGUUCUUUACUUUGUUUGAGUGUGGUUAUGUAGGAGUCUCCAGAAUUUUGUUUCCUUUAUAUGGCUAGUUCUGAUAGUGAGAGAGAUCAUUCAUGGAUAGAGAAACUGAGAUCUGGAGGCACAGUUCCAUAUCUCGAACCUGAAAAUUGUUUAAAUGGUUGGGCGAUUCCCACGGGUGAUAACUUUAUGGUUAGAGGUCCCAACUAUCUCUCAGACAAGAUAAAAAUAAAUGGCGGUAAAUACCUUCUGGAGCCUCUUGGAUUUGAUUGGAUAAAAGGUCCUACAAAAAUUGGUGAAAUACUAAGAAAUCCAAAUCACCGUGUGAGAAGAGCUAUUGAUGAUGAAGUUGCAAGUGGUAAUAAACCUUAUGUUUGGGCCUUUAAUCUACAACUUCCAACCAAGGAUAAUUAUAGUGUGAUUAUGUACUUUGUAGACCUUGAACCUAUACAAGAUGGAACUCUCAUGGACAAGUUUUUGAAAGGUGAUGACACAUUCCGUAAUUCUAGGCUUAAACUGAUAGCUAAUAUAGUCCAGGGUCCAUGGAUAGUGAGAACGGCUGUUGGCGAGCAGGCUAUAUGUAUUCUAGGGAGAGCUGUUUCUUGCAAGUACACAUCUGGGUUGAAUUACAUCGAGGUAGAUGUGGAUAUUGGAUCUUCAAUUAUUGCAAAUGCAAUUGUGCACUUGGCAUUUGGUUAUGUAACAAUAUUAACAGUAGAUUUAGCAUUCCUGAUCGAGAGCCAGACUGAAGAAGAACUUCCUGAGCAAAUCCUCGGAGCUGUAAGGUUCUCGAAUCUAAAUCCAGCUUCAGCUGGUCAUUAUGAUCUGACAUCUGAUGCAGAUGCUGGAAGCCAUCCACCACCGCUUCCCACAAGAUUGUGGAGAUCAAUUGGAUUUGGUUUUACCAACCUGCCACUGCAAGGGAGUCUAGAACCUUCAUCCAUCAUGUCAGAUCAUAGCAAUGGAAAUCUUCAUGGAGAAAAUGAUACGAAGAAGAAUGAUGAAACUUGAAAUCCCAAAUGCAUUAUAUUAUCCCAGGCAACUUCGUGUUUGUACUUAACUCUCAGUAUCUUCUGAUGGAUGAUAGACUCAUCGUAACUCCAUUUCAUGAUCUAUUAAAAUAUCCUCACAGUGCCCUGCUUCAUUUAUUCAUUGAAAAAGAAGGGAGAAAAGUCUCGAUGUUCUACUUUUGACUGACAUCAUGUGAAUAGUAGUCUCCCCUUAAACAUUUAUGCUGUCUCUUAACUUCCUGUGGCAUUGGAAAGAAUAUGAAUCUUCCAUGAAAGAGGGGGAGAGGUCAUUUGUAAAGAUAUAUAUUUGUGUAUUUGUUCCUGAUUCAAUGAUUGAAGCAUUCAUUUUGGUGAUUUGGUCGUUUGUAAAUUGUUUAAUUCACUCCUCACUGUUGUAUUAGAUGAAUCUUGAAUCAUUCAGUAUUGCGAUUGCUUCUUCUAUCA